AUGCAAGAUUUCACACCGCACCUGCUAGACAUCGCAAAUUCGUUUAGAGCGGGCGCAGAGAGAGCACGUGUUUUCGCUUCAAGAAAAACUUUUCGUAACUUUAUUAUGGCGUUGCGCUGCGUUCUUCUUGCGGUGUUGGCGAUAGCUAGCAUAACCUUAGCCGAUUCAGAUGUAACGAAACUGAAGAUAGAGAUAGUUAGUACUCCUGAGGGGUGCACUGAGAAAUCCAAAAAUGGAGACAUGCUGACGAUGCACUACACCGGUACUCUGGAUGACGGCCACAAGUUCGAUUCGAGUUGGGACCGUGAUCAACCUUUCACAUUCCAGCUUGGUGUAGGUCAAGUCAUCAAGGGUUGGGACGAGGGUCUGGUUGACAUGUGUGUCGGUGAAAAGCGUAAAUUGACGAUACCGUCUUCCCUUGGCUACGGAGAACGUGGGGCUGGUAACGUCAUCCCACCACACGCGACCCUUCACUUCGAAGUGGAACUCAUCAACAUUGGUGACUCCCCACCGACCACGAACGUUUUCAAGGAAAUUGACGCCGAUCAAGACAACAUGCUGUCAAGGGAAGAAGUCAGUGACUACCUCAAGAAGCAAAUGGUGCCCCCAGAUGGUGGUGAGAUGAGCGAGGACGUCAAACAAAUGCUAGAGAGUCACGACAAACUCGUCGAGGAGAUCUUCCAACACGAAGACAAGGAUAAGAACGGCUUCAUAAGCCACGAAGAAUUCUCAGGACCCAAGCACGACGAACUCUAA
Leptosia nina is the source of this 756-nucleotide messenger RNA. The record is from the annotation of a GenBank genome assembly. NCBI's taxonomy places the organism in Eukaryota, Metazoa, Arthropoda, Insecta, Lepidoptera, Pieridae.